Molecule: messenger RNA, 7336 nt
Organism: Cercocebus atys (sooty mangabey)
Lineage: Eukaryota; Metazoa; Chordata; Mammalia; Primates; Cercopithecidae
Gene: UNC5B
Product: unc-5 homolog B (C. elegans)
Exons: 16
Coding region: 446-3736 (1096 amino acids)
Biological process (GO): netrin-activated signaling pathway; anterior/posterior axon guidance
Cellular component (GO): membrane
Molecular function (GO): protein binding; netrin receptor activity
Source: RefSeq, a predicted model, not a curated record
ACUCCUGCGAGCGAGCGGCGGCGCUCAGCAUUGUGGCAGGCGGCUGGGGCCGGCUGGGGCGCCGGAGCCGCAGGCAGCCGCGGGGCUCCGAGAGGCGCGCACAAGGGCUGGGACUGCGCGGCGCCGCCGCUGCGAGCGCCACUGAGCGGUCGCGCAACUUCGGAGCCACAGCGCCGGAGCUAGGCGAGCGCUCGGAGACCCGGAGCCAGAGGGGCGCGCCGGAGCCUGGUUCGAGAGUCGGCGCCAGGCACCCACCGCGCUCCGAGUGCCAGGGGGCCCUCCGCGCAGCGUGGCUGCCGCUGCCCCCACGGAAGGCACGGGCUGGCGAGGCUGGGCGCCGGGGAGGACGGCGAGGAGGCGGCGGCGGCGGCGAAGACGGCGGCGGCGAGGCUGGGGCCAGGGAGACAGCCCCUGGGGAGAGGCGCCCGAACCGGGCCGCGGGAGCAUGUGGACCCGGAGCGGAGCUCGGGACGCGCUGCUGCUGGCACUGCUGCUCUGCUGGGACCCGAGGCUGAGCCAAGCAGGCACUGAUUCCGGCAGCGAGGUGCUCCCUGACUCCUUCCCCUCGGCGCCGGCAGAGCCGCUGCCCUACUUCCUGCAGGAGCCACAGGACACCUACAUUGUGAAGAACAAGCCUGUGGAGCUCCGCUGCCGUGCCUUCCCCGCCACGCAGAUCUACUUCAAGUGCAACGGCGAGUGGGUCAGCCAGAACGACCAUGUCACACAGGAAGGCCUGGAUGAGGCCACCGGCCUGCGGGUGCGCGAGGUGCAGAUUGAGGUGUCGCGGCAGCAGGUGGAGGAGCUCUUUGGGCUGGAGGAUUACUGGUGCCAGUGCGUGGCCUGGAGCUCUGCGGGCACCACCAAGAGUCGCCGAGCCUACGUCCGCAUCGCCUACCUGCGCAAGAACUUCGAUCAGGAGCCUCUGGGCAAGGAGGUGCCCCUGGACCAUGAGGUUCUCCUGCAGUGCCGCCCGCCGGAGGGGGUGCCCGUGGCCGAGGUGAGCGGGGACGUAGAGACCACUGAGCACAGCCCUGUGGCCAUGCCUGCGGAGGCCAGGCAGGCACGGUAUUUACCAUCAGCCAUGGUGCUGGUCUCCCAGAGCCCUACCCCUUUCACAGAUGAGAUCGAGGCUUGGCAAAGAGAAGAGAACUGCCACCUCUGCAGAACACAGCAAUGCCAGAUCCCAGCUGGGUCUGCCACAGGCAUAACCCCACAGGAUGGGGUGGCUAGGGCAGAAAUCCCCAGAACUCAGGAGCUCCUUAGGUGGACCUCCAGCUCAGUCUCCAUCUCCUGCCCCACCCGGAACCCAAGGCCUCAGCUUUCUGGAUGCCAAAGGGUCCUAUCCUGCAUGUGGAUGAGUGUGUUCUCCCCCACGAGCCGGUCACCCCUUCCUGAAACCACACAGUCUUUGGAUUGCCUGUCCUCUCUCGCCAUCCUUACCUCUGUUCCAGACAUACUCCCUGCACUGGUGGUCCAGGGAGUAGAGCUGCAUCUCAGCUUUGCCCAGUGGAGUGGACAACUGGGAGAGGCCGGGCUUCGGCAGAGGGGCCUCGUCAGGGUGAGGGAUGGGUUUGGGGGAGGGCAGAGGGUUCCAGAGCCAGGCCAACCAGGUGACAGCUGCCGCCUUGCAGUGAAUGGUGGCUGGUCCAGCUGGGCAGAGUGGUCACCCUGCUCCAACCGCUGUGGCCGAGGCUGGCAGAAGCGCACCCGGACCUGCACCAACCCCACCCCACUCAACGGAGGGGCCUUCUGCGAGGGCCAGGCCUUCCAGAAGACUGCCUGCACCACCAUCUGCCCAGUCGAUGGGGCGUGGACGGAGUGGAGCAAGUGGUCAGCCUGCAGCACUGAGUGUGCCCACUGGCGUAGCCGCGAGUGCAUGGCACCCCCACCCCAGAACGGAGGCCGUGACUGCAGCGGGACGCUGCUCGACUCUAAGAACUGCACAGAUGGCCUGUGUAUGCAAAAUAAGAAAACUCUAAGCGACCCCAACAGCCACCUGCUGGAGGCCUCAGGGGACGCGGCGCUGUACGCGGGGCUCGUGGUGGCUGUCUUCGUGGUCGUGGCAAUCCUCAUGGCGGUGGGGGUAGUGGUGUACCGCCGCAACUGCCGUGACUUCGACACAGACAUCACUGACUCAUCUGCCGCCCUGACUGGUGGUUUCCACCCUGUCAACUUCAAGACGGCCAGGCCCAACAACCCGCAGCUCCUACACCCCUCUGUGCCUCCUGACCUGACAGCCAGUGCCGGCAUCUACCGUGGACCCGUGUAUGCCCUGCAGGACUCCACCGACAAGAUCCCCAUGACCAACUCUCCUCUGCUGGACCCCUUACCCAGCCUUAAGGUCAAGGUCUACAGCUCCAGCACCACGGGCUCUGGGCCAGGCCUGGCAGACGGGGCUGACCUGCUGGGGGUCCUGCCGCCGGGCACAUACCCUAGUGAUUUCACCCGGGACACCCACCUCCUGCACCUGCGCAGCGCCAGCCUUGGUUCCCAGCAGCUCUUGGGCCUGCCCCGAGACCCGGGGAGCAGCGUCAGCGGCACCUUUGGCUGCCUGGGUGGGAGGCUCAGCAUUCCUGGCACAGGGGUCAGCCUACUGGUGCCCAAUGGAGCCAUUCCCCAGGGCAAGUUCUACGAGAUGUAUCUACUCAUCAACAAGGCAGAAAGCACCCUCCCGCUUUCAGAAGGGACCCAGACAGUAUUGAGCCCCUCGGUGACCUGCGGACCCACAGGCCUCCUGCUGUGCCGCCCCGUCAUCCUCACCGUGCCCCACUGUGCCGAAGUCAGUGCCGGUGACUGGAUCUUUCAGCUCAAGACCCAGGCCCACCAGAGCCACUGGGAGGAGGUGGUGACCCUGGAUGAGGAGACCCUGAACACACCCUGCUACUGCCAGCUGGAGCCCAGGGCCUGCCAUAUCCUGCUGGACCAGCUGGGCACCUAUGUGUUCACGGGCGAGUCCUAUUCCCGCUCAGCAGUCAAGCGGCUCCAGCUGGCCGUCUUCGCCCCCGCCCUCUGCACCUCCCUGGAGUACAGCCUCCGGGUCUACUGCCUGGAGGACACACCUGUAGCACUGAAGGAGGUGCUGGAGCUGGAGCGGACUCUGGGUGGCUACUUGGUGGAGGAACCAAAACCCCUGAUGUUCAAAGACAGUUACCACAACCUGCGCCUCUCCCUCCAUGACCUCCCCCAUGCCCAUUGGAGGAGCAAGCUGCUGGCCAAAUACCAGGAGAUCCCCUUCUAUCACAUCUGGAGCGGCAGCCAGAAGGCCCUCCACUGCACUUUCACCCUGGAGAGGCACAGCUUGGCCUCCACAGAGCUCACCUGCAAGAUCUGCGUUCGGCAAGUGGAAGGGGAGGGCCAGAUAUUCCAGCUGCACACCACUCUGGCGGAGACACCUGCUGGCUCCCUGGACACUCUCUGCUCUGCCCCUGGCAGCGCCGUCACCACCCAGCUGGGACCUUACGCCUUCAAGAUCCCGCUGUCCAUCCGCCAGAAGAUAUGCAACAGCCUCGAUGCCCCCAACUCACGGGGCAAUGACUGGCGAAUGUUGGCGCAGAAGCUUUCUAUGGACCGGUACCUGAAUUACUUUGCCACCAAAGCGAGCCCCACGGGUGUGAUCCUGGACCUCUGGGAAGCUCUGCAGCAGGACGAUGGGGACCUCAACAGCCUGGCGAGUGCCUUGGAGGAGAUGGGCAAGAGUGAGAUGCUGGUGGCUGUGGCCACUGACGGGGACUGCUGAGCCUCCUGGGACGGCAGGCUGGCAGGGACUGACAGGUGGCAGGUGCAGGGAGGCCUGCGGGAGCCUCCUGAUGAGGAUGUUUGGCCUCUGCUUCCUCCCAGUUCACAGCCAGAGUUGCCUCUCCUCCUCCUCUUCCCCAACCCCCAGACCACAACCAGCCUUAGAAAAUCCAUGUACUCUGUUGUUAGAGGGCCCAGAGUUCCUUCUCCAUCCCCGUUCUCUGUCUGUUGGCCUGAGAUCUCCGUGCGGGAACCAAGAUGGGGCUGAAGCCUCUGGAGGCGGUUGGGGCAAGCAGGAGGCCCUCCCUCCACCCCCCUACCCUCAGCCUGGCAACUUCUGAGUUCCAUGGGUUUUAGUUCCGUUCUUCAUUUUCUUCCUCCCUUAUUGAUUUAUCCUUUCUCCCUAAGCCCCCUUCUGCUUCCACGCCCUUUUCCUCUUUGAAGAGUCAAGUACAAUUCAGACAAACUGCUUUCUCCUGUCCAAAAGCAAAAAGGUAAAGGAAAGAAAGAAAGCUUCAGUCCGCUAGUAAGGCUCAAAGAAGAAGAAAAACACCAAAACCACAAGGGAAAAGAAAAACCCAGUUUCUUAGGAAACGCUAAUGAUUUAUUAUCCAGAUUAUUUGGAUAAGUCCUUUUUAAGAAAAAAAAAAAAAGAAAAUGAAAAACAACACAAAAAAAUAGAAAACUCUUUUCUUGAGUGUGGAUGAGAAUGGGCACACUCACACUUCUGGCCAGGAGUGAAUGUGCCUCUGUGUGUGUGUGUGUGUGUGUGUGUGUGUACAUGUACGCGUGUGCAUUGGGGAGAGAGAGACUGAACAGAGAGUACUUUGCUGCUAACAAAUCCAUCUUGGACUGAAUUCUGACAAGGCCUCAGUUUCCCCAGUUGUGCAGGGAGUAGAUCAGACAGGGUUUUCACUGUCUAGAUUUAGCUGGCUAGAUUUCCCUCUAAAAUCUUAAGCAGAUACUGAAUCCGUAAAGCCAAGGAGUGCUAAGGGCUGGAGUGGGUGGGCCCUCCCUCCCACAGCCCCAGGGAGAUACCUCUGGGCUCCUGGGAAUCUGGAUUAAGAAAGUUGGGAUGAAAGAGGAGGCCGGCUGUGAGCCAGGGAGAAUGUUCCAGUCUGGUUUUGGUCUGGUGGCUCCUAGAAAGGGAUGUGGCUCAGAAGUGGGACUCAAACAGAGAGACGAAGUGGGGGAGGAAAGUCCUCUACAGACAUCUCUCUCCUGGGGGCUGGAUAGCUUUACCCUAAGGUGGGGCCAGCCCUGACACCCUCAUCCCAUCCUCAGCCCAGCAGCCUCUGGAGCAGGGUGACGCUCUCUUGAUGGCCAGGAAUCCAGAAUCCGCCCUUCCCGAGCCUUGGUUUCUCCUUCUGUAAAGCAGAGUGAUGGCUGAGAGGUCCUUUCUAGCUCCAGAAGCCGGAGCUUCCCAGUGUCAGUCAACCCUGCAGUGUGGGAGGCUGGGAGGCGGGUGGCCUGGCUGUGCUUUGCAUGCCCAGGAGUGGAGGAGGAGGCUGAGAAGCUGGUUUCCCAGCUCUGAUCUCCACAGGCACCUCCUAUAACCCUCCUCUUACCCACCCCGCCAUGGUCUAGGAGAUCUGAAAUAACCUUUCCCAGUGGGUGGGAUUGCCAGGGUAGAGGGGACGGCACGCACUACCCCCACCCAACCUGUUCCAGGGGCCCUGCAUGGUGCAGGAUGAGUCUCUGCCCUGUGCAACUGCCUGGCAGUGGCUGGGACAAGGAUCUUGCAGCCAGCACAGAGGCCUCAUCAAAGGCCUCUCCCUCUUGGCACUCCAGGCAGGGCAAGUGCCAGCUUCCCCAACACUUCCGGGCAGUGACCCUAGGGCGUGCCCCAGCAGGCCUCUGAGCAGCCACUGGGACCCGUCUCAGCACAUCCUGGCCUUUGAAAGUCUGAUAUCCUGAGAGGAGGGCAGGUUUUAGGGCUGCAGUUCCAGCCAGCGUCCCCAGCUUGGCUUCUCUGCCAUGGACUCGGCAGCUCGCGGGGCUUCUUACCACCCACCAGCCCCCUGGGGUGUGGCCUGGCUGUGGGCAGAGGAGGACUUGCCUGGAGAUUUGAGAGAGGAUUCCUUCUACCAGGGCUGCUGAGGGCCAGGUCUGCAUCAGGGGCUGGACCCUGACUGGGUCUGGAGGCUGAGACUAAGGCUCUCAACCCUGGUGCCUCCAGGCACCAGGAUGCUGCCUCGGAUGAAGGAAAGUGCCAGAUGACGGGCAUUUUCCCUGCCGAAGUGCCCGUCCCAUGGGCUCAGCCUCACUGGUCACUGUUAGCCCAUGCACACGUGUGGGCCUCAGUCACGUGGCUUUGAGGGCAGUCUGACCAGGCUAGACCACACGUGCCGUGACAGGGGGUGCCAUUCCCCUUGCAGGCUCUGACAUGUCCACAUGCAGCCUGGCCGUCCAAAGACCAGGAAUCGAGUUGCAAAUCUGCCAUUAAACUGCUGUGCGACUUCCGGCAUAUCACUACCUUCUCUGGGCUUCAGUGUCCUUUUCAUACCUAGAAUGCUGCAGUCUGAGGCUCUUUGGGUUCAGACACACCGUUGUAGGCUUCCGUAGGGGACCCUGUGAUCUGCCGUGCCCCUCCUCCCUGUUCUUUUCUGUCCUCCCCGCCCCACCCUCAGAAGCUGCUUGCUCUGCCCCCAAGACAGGAGCUUGACGGAUGAGGUGCAGCCAGCCACCCAGGUGCCAUUUCCAGUCUGACUUCUGGAAAUGUGCACCAUGUCCUAGAGCACAGACCCAUUGACUGGAGCCUCCUGGGAGGGUUCAAACCGUCCAGCUCUACGAGAAAUGCCCAGAAAGAAUUUGCCGACUCCAUCCGUCUGUGGAGGCUGUCUGCCUCCAGGGUGGAAUCGGUGGUUUCUCCUCCAAUUCAGACCCGAGAGGUAGCCCCAGAGGGCAUGUACCUGGUGGGCAGCAGCUCAGGUACCGUUGGGGGUUGCAGGGCCCUUACGCAGGUGUUUCUCUCUCUCUCCUCUCUGGGGUGCGCGUGUGCGUGCGCGUGCGUGUACCUGUGCUGUUCUCUGUGAGCACAUCAGGGUGCCCCUCCGAGAACACGUGCACGUGUCCCCACCUGAGCAAGCGUGUGUGUGUGCUCCUCUGCGUCCCAGGUUUGGACGUCUGGAGGUUGGUGUGCCUGUCUUCUGCCCUCCCUGAGCCCACAGGGUCAGUCAGUGUAUCUUCUACGUGCCUCUCCCUCUGCCUUCUCUCACAGUGCCCCCGGCUCCAAAGCUCAGGGGUAGGGGUUCUCCUGAAGGUGCAGGGGACCCUCCUCAUCUCCUGGACCCUCCAGGGCACUCUGGUCCCUAUUCCCCAGCUCCCAGGCAGCUGAGCCGGGUCUCUUAGGGGAGGUGACCAGCAGCUUCGGUGCAGGGAGCUCUUGGUGGGGCAAAGGGCUGGACCCCUGCCAGGUCCGUGGACAUGGUUAUAUGCCCGGGAGGGGCGGGUGCAGGGCCCCAGGGAUGGCCCCCAACCCCACCUCUGUUUAUUCUGUAAACUACAACCUAUAAAUAACCUUUAGCAUUCCUAUUGUAACAAAAUUAAUUUUUAUGAAAUAAAUUAUAUUUCCUAGUCUAAUAAAAUCUGGGUUGCAUUU